Molecule: messenger RNA, 3071 nt
Organism: Cryptococcus deneoformans JEC21
Lineage: Eukaryota; Fungi; Basidiomycota; Tremellomycetes; Tremellales; Cryptococcaceae
Exons: 4
Coding region: 226-2871 (881 amino acids)
Molecular function (GO): glucan endo-1,3-alpha-glucosidase activity
Source: RefSeq, a predicted model, not a curated record
UUUAUUGCUCAAUCCUCCAUCCAUCCUUUCUAGAAGCCCUAAUCCCGACCUCCUGGCUCCGCUUCUCUUCUUCUUCAUUCUCCGUACAACUGGAACCUGGUGUUCUGUACAGCCUUGACGGCAUCUACUCUCGUUUAAUCUGUUUGCUGGUCAAACUAAUCUGGAGUUUCAAACCAGUAACCGAUCAUUCCCUAGUACCUCACUCUUUACUCAUUGACACCCAUAAUGGCCCCCAUCAUUGAAGCUGCCGUGGUUCUCCUAGCUCUUACGGGCAACAUUGUGGAGGCUAAGCCCCUGCGCACUCCCGGUCGACAUGCGCCCCCAGGUGUGGCUAAUGUCCUCGCUUCGUCCAAGAGGUCUCUUCAUAGUCUUCUUGCCAGGUACUACGGAACUGCUCACGGGCUGAGUAAACCGCCUUCUCUUCCUACCAAGCGUGACACGUCCUUACCGAACGGGUGGUCAACCUUUGGUUGCGUCGCCGAGUCUUAUGACGAGCGUUUACUGCAAGGAUUUGCAUUUUCAUCUUCCAGCCUUACUCCUUUUCUUUGCGUCACCGAAUGUACAAAAUUAGGGUAUACUAUGGCAGGCACCGAGUACGGCGAUGAGUGUUACUGUGGCGAUAAUUUCGUCGGUAAUGGCGGUGGCAUGGCUCCUUCUUCCUUCUGCAGUAUGCCAUGCGAGGGCGACACAAGUGAGAUGUGCGGCAACAGUUGGUAUCUUAAUCUCUACACGUACAACUCUAGCGCUCUUCCUCUUUGUAGCGGGCCUACCAGCACGGUUUCUGCUCCUGUGGAAGAAACUAGUAGUCUUUUGUCUACGUAUUACUCGACCUUUGAAUCCUCUGUAACCGCCACCUCAUCUUUGGCGUCUGCUUCUUCAACAGAUGCCACCAUUAGUGCCAAUUCAUCGAGCUCCGUGAUGUCUGCUUCCGCGACUGCGACGGUAUCCUCAAGCGCUAUAGAGACAGCCGGGUCUGUGACCAAUAGCGUCUCUAGUGAUACCGCUCCUGCAGCGACAUCCAUUUCGACUUGUCCCAUACAUGAGGAUUCCGACGACUCUUCCGAGUGGUAUGCGCUUGGCUGUGGCUUGGACUCCGAGGAUCGGAUUCUAUCGUCAUACUUUAUAAGCCUUGACAAUAUGACUGUCGACUCUUGUCUCACAAUCUGCGAAACCCGUGGAUACGUGUAUGCGGGCCUGCAAUACUCCGAUGAGUGUUACUGUGGAAACUCAUUAUCCUCGUCUACAAGUUACGACAGCACUCGGUGUGAUAUGGACUGCGCUGGGGACUCUGAGGAUACUUGUGGUGGUACUUGGGCUAUUGAACUCUUCAGUCUCAUCUCGUCAUCUUCAAGUUCCUGUACCGAUAGUCUGUCCACCGAGAGUGCAACCACAACUCUUGUUACCUCAACUACUAGCGGGUUCAACACUGCAAAUACCACCGCGAUUGCGAGUAGCACAGACUCUGCUUCUUCAGUCAUUGUUACCUCCUCAGAACGCGCUACAGAAGCUACUUCUGUUACCGAGUCUACGGCGGGAUCUGAGACAGUCAGUGUCCCCGUCACGUCGGCAUCCGUCAUUUCCCCAACUAGUACGACUUCUACGGAGUCCACCGCUUCUGCAGCCUCAACUUCUGUCCCAUCUUCUUCCAGCACUCAUCAAGUCUGGGCUCACUAUAUGGUCGGUAAUACCUACCCUUAUACUGUUUCAAAUUGGGCUAGCGACAUUUCUGCCGCUUUAGCGGCUGGUAUUGAUGGGUUCGCACUCAACAUGGGUUCCGACGACUGGCAACCCGCUCGUGUAGCAGAUGCGUACUCUGCCGCCGCUUCUACAGGCUUUAAGUUGUUCCUGUCUCUUGACAUGACCGUUCUCAGCUGUUCGUCAUCUUCGGAUGCCGCAAAGCUCGUCUCUAUCGUUGAAGGAUACGCAACUGCGACCGCUCAAGCCACCUACGAGGGCAAGGUACUCGUCUCCACCUUUGCUGGUUCGGAUUGUGCUUUCAGCUGGCAGACAGACUUUGUAGACGUUCUCUCGUCUGCUGGAAUCAACAUCUUCUUUGUACCUAGUAUCUUCUCCGACGUCAGCACGUUCUCUUCCAACACUUGGAUGGACGGUGAGCUCAAUUGGAAUUCUGGGUGGCCGAUGGGAGCCGAGGACAUCACUACUACGUCAGAUGACGCGUACAUGGCCGCCCUUGGCAGCAAAGAAUACAUGCCUGCUGUGUCUCCGUUCUUCUACACUCACUUCGGUCCCAAUUCCUGGAAUAAGAACUGGCUUUACCGUUCCGAUGAUUGGCUCUACUGCACUCGAUGGGAACAGAUUAUAGCCAUGCGUGACAGUGUGCAGAUGACGGAAAUUCUUACUUGGAACGAUUUUGGAGAAUCCUCGUACAUUGGUCCUAUUGAAGGUGCUCUUCCUGCAGGCUCUGAGGCCUUUGUUGAUGGUUUCACACACACUGGGCUCUACUCCCUCACCUACUAUUACGCAACUGCAUUUAAGACCGGUGCCUACCCGACUAUCACAGAAGACGAAAUCAUCGUAUGGGCCCGCCCUCACCCGCACGAUGCAACUGCCUCGUCCGACUCCAUUGGCAGACCUACAGGCUGGUCCUACACAGAGGAUUACCUGUACGCAGUAGCCUUGACGACAGACGCUGCUACCGUGACUCUUACAUCAGGUUCCACCACUGAAACGUUCACUGUCUCAGCCGGUCUCACUAAGCUCAGGGUCUCCUUGUCCGAGGGUUCCAUCUCCGGUUCAAUCUCUCGUUCGGGCAGCACAGUGGCUUCUUAUGAUGCAGGCUCCGCCUUCACGUACACUACCUCACCCACCACUUAUAACUUCAAUUACUUUGUUGGAUCUAGCUCUUCAUAGUAUUUUUUGUGGUUGACUGGGUUGUGGUAUAUCAGGUGUUAAUAGUUGUUCUUUUUUCUUCUUGAUCUACAGAAUUUUUUCUUAUCUAUAUUGACCCUUUUUAAUCUUCAUAAUGUCUCGCUGCCUGUAAUGCCGGCAUCCUGAUCAUAUUAUUACUUAUUUAGGACACAUUUAUCUAGCAGAUGAUGUACUUAAUUUCA